Messenger RNA from Thrips palmi, 1287 nucleotides. RefSeq lists its product as uncharacterized. Lineage: Eukaryota; Metazoa; Arthropoda; Insecta; Thysanoptera; Thripidae. The record is from RefSeq and is a predicted model, not a curated record. The coding region runs from base 46 to 1095 and encodes 349 amino acids. The transcript is spliced from 2 exons.
GUUUUGUUUCAGUUCUUAGGUUUUCCGACAGUCACAGAGGAGAUAAUGAAUGCCCCAGUCCAAAAGACAAGGAGUAUGUCAACCCAAACUGAGGUGCCGAGGAAACGAGAUGUGAACAUUCAGGUGUGCAUUGAGGAGGCCAUGGUAUCUCAUAAAAAAUGCCAUAAAAGCAGGAAAUUUGAAUUCUUUACUGGACUUAAUGCAGCAGAUUUUGAGGCAUUGUACCAGUUCUUUGGAGGAAAUGAUUGUUUUUUGAGACUGAAGCUCAACUACAGAAUUGACACACCAAAAAAAUUGCAGCAGUCUCGGAUUGGUGGAAGGGACAGGUUGAUGAUGUUUCUCUUGAGACUGAGGCGAGGCUUACCCUUAGAAGAGUUGUCCUUCAUUUUUGGUAUCAGCCCGUCAUACGCAGGAGAGCUUUGCUAUGUUGUUACCAGAGUUGUAUUUCUCACAUUCAAGACACUGGAAGAGAAGAUUUUUAUCUCUGCUGCAAGACAGGCACAAAGUAAGCCUCGUAUAAUGAAGCCCUUCAAGAAUCUGAGAGUCAUUGUAGAUGGGGCAUACUUCCUUGUGCAAACACCAAGCAAUUUUCACCAGCAAGGAAAUACAUUUUCUAAAUAUAAGGAAAGUAAUGCCAUUGAACAUAUAAUUGGUGUCUCUUGUCAUGGUAGUGUCAUUUUUUGUAGCCCUGGCUUUGAGGCAAAUAUGUCAGAGAAAGAGGCUGUCCUGAACAGCAAUCUGCUUCAGAUGCUUUCGGAAGGGGAUUCUGUCAUGAGUGAUAGAGGUUUUGAACUUGUAGAAGAACUUCAGAUGAUUGGGGUCCACUUAUACAAACCACCAAACAAAUGUGGCGACCUGAGCCUGACUGCUGAACAGGAAAUUUUGACCAAACAAAUUGCAUCAGCAAGAAUUUAUUCUGAACAUGCUAUAGCGGACAUAAAAGACUGCCGACUACUGCAAUCCAAGGGUGUGCUCACUAUGCUCCCAGUGUGGCCCCAAUUGGUUUUCAUAUCAGCUAUGCUGACAAAUUGCAAAGAGUCACGGAUCAAGGACAAAAAUGUAGCUGUAGAAGAAUGUGACUCCUCUACUCAGUAAUUCACAGUGAUGUAACUUGUAUGUGUUUUUAAGUUAGAAGUAACAGUCAGAUUCUCUUAAGACUCACUUUAUAUUUCAAUUUUGUUGCACUUACUUCACCUAUGUGCUGGAAAGUGGAAUAGCGUUCAUUAUUCGUUCAUGCAUUUAAAUUUAAAAUUAGAGAUUAUUCUUUUUCAUGCAAAUUAGUUGUAU